CACGCGCACGCGCUUCGUAAGACACGCGUAAGGAUUGGUUCCAGAGCAGAACUGCCCAGAAGCCCUUCUCCAGUUCUGUGUCCGUUUGGAGCGUUGUGAGCUAUGCCAUGUCGUCUUCGAGGACCUUUCCGCUGAAGCUCCUUCCUUCGUCCUUGGGAACCAUACAAGCAUCGCUUAAUGGGAUUUUCUAUCACGAAGCUCAUAUUGCUCGCCGUGCUCACCAGUAUCGCUGCCACGCUGCUUAUUCUUCCACUGGUACUCCGAUUCAGCACGUUUGGCGAGACACAGGUCCUCAUCGAGUACCAGGACAUGAUACCAAUCAGGAGGCGUGUGUCGACCUUGUGGUGCGAGAACCACACCGUGCACAUGGACACUGCCAGCUUCAGCGCCUACCUCAUGGAACGGGAAAGCUACCUCACGGAACAGACGGUGCAAGCGCGCCGUGUGCACGUGGCUGCCAGGUCAUUCCACUACGUGUCCUUUUACUUUCUGCAAAGUUCAAGGUUCCUUAUCACGUCCUGCCCCCUCAGGCCCUGCAGGGUCUACCUUGUCCGAGGUCUAGCCAAACUCCGUGCGUGCCUGCGCUUUAUACAAGGAUUACCGAGAAGAUCAAAGCCUCCGUGGAACGCGUCCCACCCAAUCCCACCUCGCGAAGGCCCCGCCUCUGCUCUGCCGAACAGGUCCAAGUCGUGUGCCGCGGAAGCCUUCGUGGACAUCCAGACAAAGUGCAGCCGCGACGAAGCCAUCUCGCACGACGUCCUUGUAGAAGACUAUUACUUUGUUCUGUACGUCAACAAUCCUUUUGGACACGCCUACUAUAAUGACGUGCAGCUCGAACUGUCAGCGUGGCGAAAGGUCUUCAACCGGAACAUGAGCCUCGCCACCUGCCUAGAGGUGCACGACUGCACUCUGCCAUUGGAGUUCGGAUCAUCUCAAUUCGUGGUGGUGGAGCGGCCCAGACGAUCCGUCAUCCACGGUGAAGCCACGCUGCUCACGUCUCGUUGUAACCCUCGUCGGAAGAUAUACUUCCUUUUCCACAUUGCCUUCGCUGUACUCUUCAUCAUCAUCGCCUUCCAAUAGUCUAAUCGAUUUAUAUGAUUUGCUGGAUAAACUAAGGUGUCAUCGUUCA
Messenger RNA from Ornithodoros turicata, 1129 nucleotides. RefSeq lists its product as uncharacterized. The record is from RefSeq and is a predicted model, not a curated record. The transcript is spliced from 4 exons. Lineage: Eukaryota; Metazoa; Arthropoda; Arachnida; Ixodida; Argasidae. The coding region runs from base 178 to 1080 and encodes 300 amino acids.